Messenger RNA from Lolium rigidum, 1357 nucleotides. RefSeq lists its product as uncharacterized. The record is from RefSeq and is a predicted model, not a curated record. The coding region runs from base 1 to 1026 and encodes 341 amino acids. NCBI's taxonomy places the organism in Eukaryota, Viridiplantae, Streptophyta, Magnoliopsida, Poales, Poaceae. The transcript has 4 exons.
AUGGAGCUUUUCCAGCACGCGAAGGAGGUACGGCUCAAGAGCCGGCACGACAAGUUCCUGUACGCGGACGAGGACGAGCUGCGCGUGACGCAGGACCGGAAGGGCACCUCCCCGAACGCGCGGUGGACGGUGGAGACCGUCCCGCACGCCCCCGGGGCCAUCCGCCUCAAAAGCAGGUACGGCCGCUACCUGGCGGCGUCCAGCGAGCCGUUCCUGCUCAAGGGCCACAAGGUGGUGCAGGCGGCCCCUGUGCCCGGCGGGAGGCCCGACGCGUCCGUCGAGUGGGAGCCCGUCAGGGAAGGCUUCCACGUGCGCUUCAAGUCCCGCCUCGGCGCCGGCGCCGGCAGCGUCGGGGGAAGCGGCGGCAAGUACCUGAGGGCGAACGGCGGGGUGCCGCCGUGGCGGAACUCCGUCACCCACGACGUGCCGAACCGCACCAACGCGCAGGAGUGGGUGUUCUGGAGCGUCGAGGUCGUGCAGGUGAUCACGCCCGGGCCGGCCACGCCAGCUGCCACCGAGCCCGAGCCCGAGCCCAAGCUCAGGCCGGCCGCGGCGCCGCAGGAGGCGCACCACCGGCCCACCAUAUCGCAACCCACCACGCCGCCGCGUCCGGUGUACACGCCGCGGCCGCCUCCGUCGUACGCGCCUCCGCCGCUGCCAACGACAAAGCCGGAGCCCAACCUCGAGGUCCGUAGCUUGACGUCUGAUUCUGAAUUUUCUGCCCCGUUGCACAGGGUGGAAGGCCGUGCAGUUCAUUACCACAUUGCUGAUGAUAACGGGGAAGUGGGAGAUAAUAUCAAGAGAUACUCAUUCACAUUUAACGGUUCCAACUUGGAGGAGCUUACUGACAAGUUAAAAGAGGAGACAGGCAUCGAUGACCUAAUCAUCUGCACACGCAGCCCUAUCAAUGGGAAGCUCAUUCCUAUGCUUCUGCGUCUGCCACCAAACAAUGCAGCAAUGCAUAUUGUGCUGGUCCGGGAGUCCUCUAAAGUGGCAGAAACAUUUCCGUUCCCAUAUGGUUCAUGAUCUUUGGUGGCAAGGCGGACUUUCAGUUGUCCGCGGAGUGGUGGAUUGCACAUCUGGUCAUACUUUGUUCUUUGGAACUAUACCGGUAAUUCUGGGUGGCGGUGCCAGCAAGCAACUAGAGUAGCGCUUCCAGCCAGGAUACCUUUCUUGUGUGUAUAAAAUGUUAGAUAAAAUUAAACCGGCAGAAAUAUACUGAUCGUGCGAACAACUGGAGAGAUCUGUAUAGUACUUUAUAGACCAGUUGAGGGUUGAUACUUGAAAUUUUAUAUUCACUUGGCUUUGUCAUUGGAGAUAAUAGAUAUUGAUGUCAAUGAAUGGCUUGGAAGACUCA